AUGCCGCCCACCAGGGAUAUACAGUACGCGCCCCCCGGAUCAUAUCUAGCUCACCAGCACAAUUCAAAACUUCUUCUCUAUUGGAUUUCCCGCACUGCCCAUUCAAUCCUCAAACAUUGCCAUAAGACUCGGCCUGAUUGUCUCCUGCAAUUGUUGGACGAACUCAAAGCUGGUCUACCGGAGCAUGAAGGAUCGAAAGAGCUACAAGCCGAUCCAGCCCGAGCCGGAUUUUUCACCUGGGCCAGACUCGUCGGCUUCUGCAAGUUCAUCGGCGCCCAUAUCGAUUUCGUUCCCCCGUCGAUUGCUGUCCUGUUUCUGCAUGUCAUCAACACAAAACUCGCUGCUUUUACCACAUGGAAGGCACUCACAGCCAGGCUCCCACGUGCCGAGAACACCGCGGAGCUCAAUGCCUUUGGGGCUGAUAUACGCACUUUGUGGAAGGCCUUCAACGCCCUCAGAGGCUUCCGUUCGACGGAAGCGCCCCUUGCAGAUCGAAUUACCUCGUCCAUUUCGAGCGAUGUCAUACCAGGAAGCGAAGAAGAUAUAAAUUCUCUGGUCCCCGACGAAUUCCCCAUCCGCGUCGUGGAAGACCGGACGGAACGUCAGGACAAGUCUAACGCAGAAGUUGAAGCCGAAUUCUACAAGUUCAAAGCGAUUCUCCCACCUGAUGACUUGCCGUUACAUCACUUUGACAUCGGCAUACCUGCCUAUUAUGACGGCAUUCUCAACACCAACGGGAACUUUUCGGGUUUGGCAGUGUACGACCUGUUCAAGGAGUUCGUGCGCCUCAGAAAGUUUCUCAACGAUACCUGGAAAGAGGUCAUCUACGACGGCCUGAACAGCGCCGUGGCCGUCGCAGUUAGCUUUGCGGCCAUCAACCUGGUCAAUAAAUACUAUGUCGACACGACUCCUGAAAGAUUACAUUACAUCAACAUGAUCCGAUAUUUCACGGAUUAUCAAAAUUCGAAGUCCUAUGUUCAACCCUUUCCUGUGUCCGCUUAUCGAGUUCGUCGUGACGGCUCAUGCUCAGAAAAGUUUCAAAGGCAUGUGGAGGUAAAGGAGAUGUUCAUGAUAUACACGUUCGAAUCCAUCGUGGAGUUCAUUUCCCACUUCCACGCCACACAGGACGGAAAGCCCACUGAACGUAUGGCAAAUCUUCUCCAGAACUGGGAUCCCAACAUCGACCUAACGGGGCUUACGGAGGAAGAAUACCUACGGUGGCGUCAUCUUUAUACCAUCAAGCUUCUUUACUCGCUUGAUGAGCUAGCACUUUCUUUGCCCAGUAUCGCCAACCUUGCUAUGGGAAAGACCUCGCCCACCGGUGACUCAAUCAAAUGGAGCAUUGAGCCUACCGAAGUCUUCUUACUGCAGCUCAUGGUGGAUUCUUUUACUGCGUCAAGGGGUUGGCUAUAUGAUCCUAUCCGGGGGCCUAUUUUUGUCCAACCGCCUUCUGCCAAUGUCUUCUUACCUGCGCGUGAUUUGGCGCUGUUCGCGGGAGUCAAGCUUGAUGACUCUGCCAACGAAGUCGCUGAAGGGAUCCCGCAGCUUGAGAUCCCGCAGCAUUACCUAGGGAAGGCGUUUGAAGUUUGCUUUGCUGCGAAAGAGUUUCAAUCGGGAAAACACAACCAAGGCACGGGCAAAACAUUCUUGUGUGGUUGCUCGCCGAACUAUUGCGCUGAAAUUUACGUGCAGGCCCUGUGGGAGUCCCAUUCUAUCAACGUUUGGACCUACUCUAUCAACGAUGUCUCCUACCUUGGUUUCUACCGCGAGCCUGUACUCCUGGUACAUUUGCACAAUAUGUUAGUUCGUGAAGGAUACUUGAUGCAGUCUUCUCGGUCAAUUACCUUCUUGGAGACAUAUUUUGACUCCUUAUUGUCUAAGGAGGCGAAGACACUACAAGACAGUGGACACUACGAGCAGGCUUUAUCCAAUGCCUUACAGAGCCUUCACAACCCACUUCCGCUUUCAACGUUUGAACGUCUGGUCAAGGAAGGCUACAGAACCGAGCAACUCGGAUGCUUAGCAAAUCUGCAGAGACUUAUGGUGGACAUUACCGAGAACAAGAAGAGACGGGUCGUCCAGGUCAAAGGGCAGGGCUCAAGCAAUGAUGUUGAAUAUAUCAUCAAAGGGAGUCGAGGCCGCGCAAAGGCAGUUAUGGAUGGAAUACAGGCCGUCGGUUUCGAGCUGAAAGAACUGGUGCCCGGAACGAUGCUCGAAGGACCGGGUAACAGCAAGAUUAUGGUGAGCCUCCGGGAUGUUCUGGAACUGCUCAAGGCCGAUGUCACCCUUGGCCUACAUGGCAGUCGAUGCCCUGACGCUAUGGACCGCUUAUGGAUUACUAGCCGGGCGAACCGUGUGCUGGAGCACAUUGAAGGAGAACUGGCCGCUGCGAGGGACCCGUUGUUCCUUAAAAUAUAUGGAGACCCGCCCGCAAAGGAGGAUGAAAACGCAAAGGAGAGUGGAGGUGGUGGAAAUGAAGCAGGAGGAGUGAAAACCUUGGCAGGCAUGCGUCAGGAAUUAGUGCUCCGUCUUUUAUCACGAAGACUGGAUGUGCCUGGGACGAAAAAGGCGAUAGAGGUUGCCGCCAAGGCGUUUGAUGAUGAGGAGCUUGUUGAGUUUCAGUGCUUAUACAAGGGUUUCCAAGGGGAUUCUGGAAGGAUUAGCGAUGAGAUGAUCAGAAAGCGUCUGGAGAAGGGGCUGGCAAAGGCAUCAUGUCCAGUCAUGUAA
Sordaria macrospora k-hell is the source of this 2727-nucleotide messenger RNA. RefSeq lists its product as uncharacterized. The record is from RefSeq and is a predicted model, not a curated record. Lineage: Eukaryota; Fungi; Ascomycota; Sordariomycetes; Sordariales; Sordariaceae.